AUCGUCUUGAAUGGAAUCUUAGUUUAAAUAUCGAAACAAGGUCAAGUCUUUUUCGAAAUUCAGAGCUUCACUUUUAGAUAUAAUCAGCAGAUGAAAUUCUAUUAAUUAGUCAAUUAGUCAGUUUAAUUAGUUUGAUAUUUUCAUAUUCAAUGAAUAACUUGUUUGUACAAUUAGAUUGUCAACGCAAAUUUUGAUCAGUUCCUGAAAAUGCUUAAAUCUAUCAGCCAACAAUCUAUUAUGCAAUUGUUUGAUUAAAUUGUCACGAUAAUUAGUCAUCGAUAGAGUUAGAAUUUAUUAUCUUUCGAUUGUAACUGAAAACGUCAUAGAUUGUAAUCAAUUGAUUAAAUUGAUCCAAUCAGUCGGACGAUUAUUUUCAACCACAAAUCUGGUUUAAUCUGCAAUAACAGGAAAAGCUUAUAACUGAUGAUGGAAACAAUCAAGAUAAUUAAAAGAUGCUAAAAACGAUAAUCACAAUUAACAUUAAACUGUUGUUUUCAAUAUGGUUCAUUUCAUUAUCUAGGACAAUUAGUGGCAGUUGACUCAAUGAUAAUCAGAUUUGAUCAACAUCUUUGUUGUUUGCUAAUAAUUGUUGAUUGUCAAGUCAAAUUAUUAUCAUUAUCAUACUUAUUCAAUCAACUACAAAUCUAAUUAAUAUCAUUAAUCAAUAAUAAGAUGAUCAUGAUGGUUUUUUAAAGUAGAUAGUCAACAAUCAGUGGUGAUAAUAUGCUUAUAAUCAUGAAAUGUGAUCGAUGGAAUCAGUGAUUAAGGUUAACAAUUGCUUUCUAUUAGUUUUGAUUACGAAUCUAAUUGAUAAUAAUCAAAGUGGGUUGUGAAAUUAUUGAUAAUUAAUGUAUUUGAAAGGAUUGAUUGUAAUCUUUUUCAACUUGAUCUUUGUUGGGAAGCAGAUAAUUUGUUAACUUUUAUUCACAAGUUAAUUGCUGAAAAUGAUUGAUACAAGUUCAUCUAAAUUAAUUGAUUACCUUCAACAGAAUCCAGUGGCUCGUUCAUUUAUCGUUGGCUCGUUUAGUUCAACAUGUUCAACUUUAUUGUUCCAACCUCUGGAUUUAUUAAAGACGCGAAUGCAAAAUGUUCAAUAUUUAACUGCCAAUUCUCAUGAUUCAGGAGUUACAGUUAACAAAAUAAAAUUGAUGACAACGUUUUCUGAUGUGAUUCGCAGUGAAAGUAUAGUUGGUCUAUGGAGAGGAACAGUUCCGUCGCUUCUUCGCUGUAUUCCUGGUGUUGGACUUUAUUUCGCUUCUCUCCACCAACUACAAACGUUAAUUUGUACUACAGAUGAAAAACCUUCGGCUGGUCAAGCGAUGGUUAUUGGACUUUCUGCUCGUUUAUUAGCGGCAUCAAUUCUCAUUCCAGUUACUGUGAUUAAAACUCAAUUCGAAAGUGGUCAAUUUAGUAAUAAAAGUAUUCCAAGUGCCUUUCGAUUGGUCUACAGUCAGCAUGGACUUCGUGGACUUUAUUCUGGAGCAUUUCCAACAAUAUUGAGAGAUGUUCCCUAUUCAGGAAUAUAUUACAUGUUUUACAGUCAAUUACGAAAUUAUGCUGCUAAUUGUUGUUUAAAUUCACGUAAUCAUCAUGAUAAUCCACAGCCCAACCUCGAGACUUUCAUCAAUUUCACUUGUUCAUUGGUCUCGGGCAUCUUUGCAUCGAUAAUAACUCAUCCAGCUGAUGUGAUUAAAACCAGAAUGCAACUUGAUCCAAAAGGAUUUCCUGGAUUAAGUUCAUCGGUAGCUAUUAUCUUUAGAGAUAAAGGAUCAAUUGGUUUCUUUAUUGGAUUAACUCCACGAUUAAUGAGAAGAGCUGCCAUGACUGCUUUCACUUGGACUAUUUUUGAACAUUGUAUUCGUUCAAUAGGAAUCAAAUGAUUACUAUCACAAUAUUUAGAUUCGAUUUACAAUCUAUUUCCUGUAAUAAUAUUAAUCAAAAAGCGUUUCAACUUAAUCACCAUUUAUUUAUUUGUUAUCGUUUUCAUUAAACUAAAAUCAAAGUGCAGCAAAAUUUUCAAUCCGAUUUGAUUAUCUUAUUGUUUAUUGAAAGGACAAAUCUCUCUGAGCCAUUUAAACUAAUUGGAGUAAUCAACUUACAAUGAACAUUUCGUUAUCAUUGACAAUAUGAAACAUUGUAAAUGUUGAUGAAACUCACUAAUUGAAGAUAAAUUCAUAUAAAUGGAAUAGUCAAAGUCUUUA
Panonychus citri (citrus red mite) is the source of this 2201-nucleotide messenger RNA. Its product is annotated as mitochondrial glycine transporter-like. The coding region runs from base 945 to 1880 and encodes 311 amino acids. The record is from RefSeq and is a predicted model, not a curated record. Gene Ontology annotation, cellular component: mitochondrion. Gene Ontology annotation, molecular function: glycine transmembrane transporter activity. The transcript has 3 exons. NCBI's taxonomy places the organism in Eukaryota, Metazoa, Arthropoda, Arachnida, Trombidiformes, Tetranychidae. Gene Ontology annotation, biological process: glycine import into mitochondrion.